UGGUUACACACAUACAUUAUUCUACGGCUUCAUAGACACAGCAACAUAUACGCGUGGAAUGUAGCUAGCUUAUUUCUACAAUUACAUGUGGGCCACAACAUAUUCGUUAUUUGUUUAUGGACCAUUUAUUUGACCUUAAAACAUGACAUCUACUAGUUAUGCAGACUGCCGAGCAUCAAGCAAAAGUAGUCGAACGAUGAUCACCGGAUUACAGGCGUCUAAAUUAAUCACUGAUUCAACAUUCGCACUCACAGGAAGGAAGGCAACGAACAGGAUUUCAGAGCUUUUAUAUAGACUUUAAAAUACAUGUAAAAAAAAUCAGUUUUAGAAACUGACCCAUUCCAUCAACUAAUUAAGCUAUUUUCGAUAAAACCAUAGGUACAUGUUGCAAACCUGUGGUAGCAGGCAGCUGUCCUGACUCCUUGACGAGUGUGGAACGAUGGAGAGUGUUAGCUAGCUAUUUCUGCAGUUUUUCUUAGCUAGCGAACGAAAAAAAAAAGCAUAACAUCAUAAGCAAGUUGCAACAGUCUAACUAACAGUGGAUGGUACCAGAUAAGCCAAUUGAACCAAACAAGGCUGGCUGUGGUGUUGCCGUGAGGAGACCGCUUUCCGCUGCGCCAGCUGCAUGAGACAUGCAGGCCUCUGAGCAUCUCUAACAGGCAGCACUCUGUGGAACCAUGGACUCUUCAUGUUCUGAGUCCCAGUCCCAGGGUGACGGUGAGAAAGCCCUGCUCCAUGUAGAGAUCAGAGAGCACCCCACCACAUCAGCUGUCUUAAUUCCCAGUGAUGACUCCAUCAUAUUGACCCCAGGGAGGAUGAGCCAGCGAAGCCAGGGGAAGGAACGAGAAAAGAGGGAGGAGAAGGAGAGGGAGAAGGAGAAGGAGAGGGAGAGGGAGAAGGAGAAGGAGAAGGAUGGGAGCCUCCACACGCCCAGCAGAGAUCACCUUGCCAGCCCCUCUUCCCUCAGCCCCGGGCUCAGCUACACCCAUGGUUUCGACCGGGGGAAAGAAGAUUCCCUGCCUCCGAAAGAGGACUCCUCUCACUCCAUAUCCAAGAGCAAGUCCGAGUCCAAGCUCUACAAUGGCUCCGACAAGGAUGUCUCGGCAUCCGGGAACAAGCUCACCAAGAAGGAGUCGCUCAAGGUACAGAAGAAGAACUACCGUGAGGAGAAGAAGAGAGCCACCAAGGAGCUCCUCAGCACCAUCACAGACCCCUCUGUUAUUGUCAUGGCUGACUGGCUCAAGAUCCGGGGUACUCUGAAGAGCUGGACCAAGCUGUGGUGUGUGCUGAAGCCGGGGGUUCUGCUCAUCUACAAGACCCAUAAGAACGGCCAGUGGGUGGGCACGGUGCUGCUCAACGCCUGCGAGCUCAUCGAGAGACCCUCAAAGAAGGAUGGCUUCUGUUUCAAACUAUUCCACCCGCUGGAGCAGUCCAUCUGGGCAGUCAAGGGUCCUAAAGGGGAGGCGGUGGGUUCCAUCACACAGCCAUUACCCGGCAGCCACCUCAUCUUCCGCGCCACCUCUGAGUCAGACGGCCGUUGUUGGAUGGAUGCUCUGGAGCUGGCUCUGAAGUGCUCCGGCCUCCUGAAGCGCACCAUGAUCCGCGAGGGCAAGGAGGAGCUGGCCACCACGGCCGGGGAGAGCUCCCAAAUUAACUUCUACAGCCUGCUGCGAGCCCACAACAUGCAGGGCUUCCAGUUCAACGACAGUGACCAGUUCAAGGACCCCGACCUGUACUCAGACAAGUCGGACCGGGAGGGGGAGCAGGACCAUGAGGAGUCAGACGUGGAGGGGCUGGAAAAGAGCGAGGAGAGCGACAGUGACACGUCGGAACGCCAGGACGACUCCUACAUUGACCUUGACCCCAACGAGGCCCUGCGGGAGACACCGUACCUGGAACAGUCCCACGAGGAGCUGGGAGAGGCUGGUGAGGCGUCCCAGACAGAGACGGUGUCGGAGGAGAAUAAGUCUCUGAUCUGGACGCUGCUGAAGCAGGUCAGGCCUGGGAUGGACCUGUCUAAAGUGGUCCUGCCCACCUUCAUCCUGGAGCCACGCUCCUUCCUGGACAAGCUGUCCGACUACUACUACCAUGCUGACUUCCUCUCUGAGGCAGCUGUGGAGGAGAAUGCCUACAACAGGAUGAAGAAAGUGGUGAAGUGGUAUAUCUCUGGAUUCUACAAAAAGCCACAGGGACUGAAGAAGCCGUAUAACCCCAUCAUUGGUGAGACCUACCGCUGCAUGUGGCUCCAUAGCAAGACCAACAGCAAGACCUUCUACAUUUCUGAACAGGUGUCCCAUCAUCCUCCAGUGUCGGCGUUCUACGUCAGUAACAGGAAGGACGGCUUCUGUCUCAGCGGAAGCAUCCUGGCCAAGUCUAAGUUCUACGGAAACUCCCUGUCGGCCAUAUUGGACGGAGAGGCUCGGCUCACCUUCCUCAACAGAGGAGAAGACUACGUCAUGAACAUGCCCUACGCCCACUGCAAAGGCAUUCUGUAUGGCACCAUGACUCUGGAGCUGGCUGGCCAGAUCACCAUCGCCUGUGAGAAGACGGGCUACAGUGCCCAGCUCGAGUUCAAACUCAAGCCGUUCUUGGGUAACAAUGACAGCGUCAACCAGAUCUCUGGAAAGAUCAAGCUGGGGAAGGAGGUGCUGGCUACACUAGAGGGACACUGGGACAGUGAAAUCUUCAUCAACGAUAAGAAGACCGGGGUGGUGGAUGCGUUUUGGAACCCCACGCCAGAGCUACGUCAGAGCAGGCUAACACGCUGCACCGUGCCUCCUGAGGACCAGGGAGACUAUGAGUCUGAGAGGUUAUGGCAGCAUGUAACGAGGGCCAUCAACAACAAGGACCAGACAGAGGCCACCAAUGAGAAGUUUAUCCUGGAGGAGGCUCAGAGGAAGUCGGCCCGCGAGCGCAAGGCCAAGUGUGAGGACUGGGCGCCCGGGCUCUUUGAACAGGACCCCGUCACCGGAGAGUGGCAUUACAGAUAUGCCGACACCCGGCCGUGGGAUCCGCUGAAUGAUAUGAUUCAGUUUGAGAAAGACGGCUGGAUCCAGACUAAAGUGCGGCACCGCACCCCUAUGGUACGUUCUGCCAGUGUAAUUAGUCUCAGUAACCAGGGCCCCAGGAGGGAUGGCAAUUGCAAGUGCCAGGUGUACAAGCGUGUGUGUGCGGUGCGUGAGUGUUUUUGUGUGACGGGGCCCAAAAGAAAGCAGAAGCACAGUGACAAGCCCAAGAAACCUGAGAGUGGCUGCUCCUCCCCAGAACCUGACCGCCAGGACUCCUCAGGCAGCGAGCGACACAAAAGCAAGCACAGUAGCCGGUUAAGGAAAAAGGGCCCUGACCUUAGUGAACUUCAAAGUGCCAUUGAUUCUAUAAAGAAGACACAGGAGAACAUUUACAAGAGCAUUGGCGUGCUGCGCAACCGAGCGGCAGGCCAGACGGCGGCAGAGGGCGGCUUCCUGCAGCAGCGCGACUACGCCAUCAUCAUCCUCCUCAUCCUUCUUCAGGUCUUCAUCAACUUCCUGUUCAAGUAGCAGGUGACAGACUGACAGAGAGAGAGAGCGAGCGAGAUGGAGAGAGAGAGAGCGAGAGAGAGACACAGGACUGAUGGGGUUUGGCCAGGCUAAGGAGGAGAAACAGACUGGAAGUGAAUGAACUACAAGAGCCUCCAAUAGCUCUGCCCCAACCCUCUCUCUCUUUCUCUGUCGCUAUACUGAGUUGACCCUGCUCCACUGUCCUCAGACGGGCCACCAUUGUCACACACACACGUCUCAAAAGCAAGCAUUCCUGAAAAAGAGGCUCCACAAAAAAACGGACACAUGUUUUUAAUUUCAAUUUAUUUUUACCUGAUUUAAAGAUCCACGUAUUUUAAAAGGGGGGCGACACCGGCCAGGACUGAAGGGAAGGUGAGGCCAGCGUUCGGUCUUUGCCGGCGUCAGGAUGUUCACAACUGGGCCUUGGAGUAGGCAUUGACAUGUGGUGGCCAUUGUUUUUAAUUUAGCUAAUGGACACCGCUCCUUGCAUUUCACCUUGUCCCCGUUUCACCCGGCUCCCCAACUACAGGGAACAUUUUACACUGAGACUUCCGUCCAAUUAAAAAAAAGACUUCAUUUGUUUUGUUUGUCCUUUGUAAGUAGAACCUCUACUUAAAAUAAAAAAGUCAGAUAAAGGGGAAGAACAUUUUUAUUUGGUCCAAUAUAUGUGAUGUUCUGUUGAAGCUUUGAUACGGCUUGAGUUUCCCAACUUGAAGGUGAAUCGGCAAGAAAAGGAAAAAGAAAAUAAUUGCAACUUUUUUAAAAAGCUAUAAGAAUAACUUCCUGAAUCACGUUUUAUUCAUCAUUGGAAUCAAUCGAUUUGAAUCGUUCCACUCACAUUUGUAUACAAGGUCAAUUGUAUAAACUAGAUACUUGACAUGAAUUGUUGCUGUGUGGUUAACAUGUACAGUACGAUGAAUGUUCAGUUGACACACUUACCCUAUGGCGUCUUAACAUUACUAUGACACCUAGUAGACAGUAGGGUCCCUAGUGGGGAGGCUGUUAAUAUACUUUAGUAGUUGCCACUGUCAGCCACUCAGAAAUCAACUAGAUGUAAUGAAAAUCUGCCAAAUGCAGUAUGUUAGGUGUAGAAUAAGCCGUCAGUCAACUUCCAGUGUACAUAGCUAAUAGACUGACUCACUCACAGCAGUUUUGUGUUCUUUCCAAAAGAGACGUUCUUUCACACAGACAGACCCUCUGGCGUUAUUAUCAAAACCCCAUUACCUCUGUGUCUUCGUGGGCCGCCCGCUCUGUGUGUCUGUCAUCAUCGCCUCGUCACUGUCGUUCACUUCAUCCAAACCAGAUGUUUAGAAUGUGGUCACAAGAAAACAACACCAGUGCCUUCUAGAGUG
This is a messenger RNA of Coregonus clupeaformis (lake whitefish), 4888 nucleotides long. Its product is annotated as oxysterol-binding protein-related protein 8. The record is from RefSeq and is a predicted model, not a curated record. The coding region runs from base 678 to 3536 and encodes 952 amino acids. Lineage: Eukaryota; Metazoa; Chordata; Actinopteri; Salmoniformes; Salmonidae. Gene Ontology annotation, cellular component: membrane; cytosol; intracellular membrane-bounded organelle. The transcript is spliced from 26 exons. Gene Ontology annotation, molecular function: cholesterol binding.